AUGUUUGCUGCCAAGGCUGGUGCCAAGCACGUGUACGGCGUCGAUUGUCCGGGUAUCCUGACGCAGGCGCGCAAGAUUGUCAAGGCCAAUGGCUUCGCAGACACGAUCACGCUCAUUCAAGGCAAAAUGGAGGAGCUCACGUUACUUGUGGACAAGGUGGACAUCAUCAUUUCCGAGUGGAUGGGCUACUUUUUACUCUAUGAGUCCAUGUUGGACACGGUGCUCUAUGCCCGUGACAAAUAA
Peronospora farinosa is the source of this 243-nucleotide messenger RNA. Lineage: Eukaryota; Oomycota; Peronosporomycetes; Peronosporales; Peronosporaceae. The record is from the annotation of a GenBank genome assembly.